Messenger RNA from Symbiodinium sp. CCMP2592, 999 nucleotides. NCBI's taxonomy places the organism in Eukaryota, Dinophyceae, Suessiales, Symbiodiniaceae. The record is from the annotation of a GenBank genome assembly.
AUGGUGGCGCGUAGCUGUAGCUCUGUAGCUUGCGUGUUGAGCUGUUGCCAGGCAUCUCACCUUUUUUCAGCAGUUGAUGGCCGGUUCGCUUGGUGUUCGCAGCUCAGCUCUGCCGAGCUCUGCAAGCGGCCGCCGGACCCGCCGCCGGACCCGCCGGACCCAGGGUGCCAUCCGACGUUGUGGCUCGUGACUGGGGUGAUGCUGCGUUUUAAAAACACGACAGAGCUGGUAUCAGGUUGCUCUUCUGUUUAUUCCGCGCAGCAUUUGGACAGACAGUUUUGUCCUUUAGCCAGCAUUCGCGAUUCGCCCGAGCGUUGGCAACAGCCGCACAGCCUUGGGCCGCAAGCAUCAGGAGAUUCUGAAAUCAGAGAUAUGCUGCAUUGCUGCGAUGCACUUGAAGGGUCUUCUCGACGCUUGUCAGACCAGAGUUCCAAAGUGCUCCGGCUAGUGUCAAACUGCUGCAUGCUCCAAAAACAGCCCAUGCGACAUUCGGCCACCUCCGUCAGAAAAACAGAGAGCUCGCCUUGGUCAGUGCGGCGCAGUGCAGAAAUCUGCCAUGCUCUGCCAUGGCAAUGGCAAUGCUGUGCGAUUGUCCGUGUUGGCCUGAUCGCAGUCUGCAGCCGCUGCAGCGGGAAUUUGUUUGCCUGGCUAUGGGUGGCCUUAAGAAUGAAUGACCCGUCUCUGGAUGAUGGCGAGGAGCGAACUCGAUUGACGGAGAAGAGCCACAGUAUCGAGGACCUCUUGCGAGCUUUGGAAAAGCACCGUGCCGAAUGUGAGCAAGCGGGCAGGUACGAAGAGGCGGAGCUGGCACGGCUACGCUUGGACCAGCUCCGACAGCACGAGGAGCGGAGUCGACGGGAUGCCCUCAUGGAGCAGCAGCACAGGGCCCCAGAGUCCCCGCUGGCCCGUGGUGUCUCAGUCGCUUUUUCGCCUAUUGCAAAAGGGCGGGGCCGUCUGCCCCCCCCCCACCCCGCGGCGGGCGCUGACAGGCAUUACUAG